Molecule: messenger RNA, 1524 nt
Organism: Colletotrichum truncatum
Lineage: Eukaryota; Fungi; Ascomycota; Sordariomycetes; Glomerellales; Glomerellaceae
Source: RefSeq, a predicted model, not a curated record
AUGAUUCCCAAGAUCGGUUGCCAUGCCUUGGCAUUACUCUAUGGGCUCAGCACUAUGGUGCUUGUUCUUGCUUCCCGUAUUUCCUCAAACCCACUUCAACGGUCAACGCCGUGUAAACUCCUAGCCCAGGCUGGUCUUAGCGACAUGCUUUUUUUCCCAAAUGAUGCCGAGUAUAUCACUACGAUUCAAUCUUACUAUGGAGGGGAUAGUUGGGACCUGAGACCCCAGUGCAUCCUCAAGCCAAAUUCAACAUCCCAUGUAUCCAUGGCAAUCAAGGCUCUUAACUCAGAGAAGGCGGGCAGAUGCUGGUUUGUGGCCAUCCGAGGGGGCGGGCAUUCGAAUUUCCCGGCUAGCAACACCAAUUCCGGCGUCACAAUCGAUCUUGUCCGUUUGAGUACUCUGGAUCUUGAAAUUGAUGAAAGCGUCUCCAUAGGCAGUGGAAACCGAUGGGGAAAGGUUUACCAAUAUCUCGAACCCCGAGGUUUGAUGGUGGCAGGAGGGCGUGAGGGAACAGUGGGUGUAGCCGGCCUUCUUCUUGGUGGCGGGUUCUCUUGGUACUCUGGCAACGUAGGCUUUGCUGCUGAUAAUGUUAUUGAAUACGAGAAGGUGGUUCUCGCCAACAGUAGCAUUAUUACGGCCACCGCCUCCCGCAAUGCUGACUUGUUUAAGGCACUGAAAGGCGGUGCUACUAACUUCGGGGUUGUCACAAAAUUCAAACUGAGGACAUUUCCCGCCCGAAAUUUGUAUGGUGGAAUUAUGGUCUUUCCCUACACACAAAGUAAUGGCGUGUUGCAAAAAUUCACCCAAAUGAUCGAAAGUAACACGAAAGACUACUCAGCAGAUACUGGGUUUAUCGCAGCUGCCUGGAGCCCAAGUGGAGGAAAAAGGAUAUCUUACAUCCUGGCAAAUAUCGAGGGCCAUUCUAACACUAGUGCAUUUGAAGGGUUGAGCGAAAUGUCGCCUGUUGUCGAUUUGCGGAGCAAUCUUACAGUGACCGGGAUUGGAGCACAAAUUGCAUCUACAACCGGCGAAUACCAAGUCUGGAACACCCUUACAUAUCACAAUACUUUGAGUAUGGGCCAGAAGAUUCUUGCAUCUUUCGAAGCUGUCGUUGCGGAUAUUGAGGAUCAAAUCGAUGCCAGCGAAAACGUGAGAAUCAUCUAUCUCAUGACUCCAUUUCCUGUCUUGUACUCUAGCCAUGGAAACAACGUUCUUGGGCUUCAGAAUACCCAUACCACCAACUCUGUCGUCUUCAGCCUCCAAGCCACAUUGCCGAAUGCCAAGUAUCGAGACCUACUGAGAACAAAACUGAGCGCUGCCACCGCCGAUAUUGAAGCCUACGCCAAGGAGACUGGUCAAAACAUGCCUUAUAGAUACCUCAACUAUGCCGGCCCGGACCAAAAUCCAAUCGCCACCUACGGCAAAGAAAGCGUUCUUUUCAUGAAGGAUGUUGCCGCAAAGUAUGACCCAGAGGAAUUUUUUCAAUACGUUGUGCCUGGUGGUUUCAAGCUUAAGGACGUUUGA